Rhizopus microsporus ATCC 52813 is the source of this 1424-nucleotide messenger RNA. RefSeq names its product C4-dicarboxylate transporter/malic acid transport protein. Gene Ontology annotation, molecular function: sulfite transmembrane transporter activity. The record is from RefSeq and is a predicted model, not a curated record. The coding region runs from base 180 to 1289 and encodes 369 amino acids. Gene Ontology annotation, biological process: transmembrane transport; sulfite transmembrane transport. NCBI's taxonomy places the organism in Eukaryota, Fungi, Mucoromycota, Mucoromycetes, Mucorales, Rhizopodaceae. The transcript has a single exon. Gene Ontology annotation, cellular component: plasma membrane.
GGAAGACAAGUCCGCAAACGUUUCCUUGCUUGCACAUAAAUACAAUCAAGGCUGCAUUGUGUAAAGAGAAAACUGUAUGGUGCGCUCUGAGCGAUAAGGUUUAAGACGUAAAAUGGCGCAAUGCGGAGCACUGUCUUACUUAAAAAGAAAGUCAAUUCUGACAUGCGCUUUCUUUCUUUAUGACAGAAAAAAAGGACAAGAAUUUAGUAGAGAUCGUUCGACAUUUCACUCCAUCAUGGUUUAGCGUUACCAUGGGAACAGGCAUAGUUGCCAUUCUGUUGCAGACAUUUCCUUUUCAAUUUUCUGGACUGCAAACGAUUGCACUUGUUUUGUUUCUGUUCAACGUCGUCAUUUACAGCGUCUUUACAAUCAUUACCGUACUUCGCUAUGUACUGUUUCCUACAAUAUUCUUUCUCAUGCUUCAGCAUCCAGCACAGAGCAUGUUUGUUGGCACGAUUCCUAUGGGAUUAACAACUAUAACAAACUUUAUUACGAUUGCGCUCACCGACAAAUAUGCCUGGGCUCUGAACCUCGCUUUCACUCUCUGGUGUAUCGAAUUUGCCUUGACGCUUGUUAGUUGCUUUUUAGUGCCCUUUUAUUUUAUAGUGCACCACACACAUGCCUUGGAAACAAUGAACGGCACUUGGUUACUCCCUAUUGUACCUGCUGUUGUCACUGCAGCAUCAGGAGGGUUGUUAUGUCACUAUUUGGAUGAGCAGAGAGGCUUAAUCAUUCUCAUUGUGUCGUAUGUAACCAUGGGCAUAGGCAUCUUAUUAGCACUCUCGAUCAUCGUCAUUUAUUUUUAUAGACUUGCUGUCCACAAGCUUCCUCCCAAGGAGGUUAUUAUUAGCUCUUUGCUGCCUUUAGGUCCGCUUGGCCAGGGAGCAUACGGCAUGAUUCAGCUAGGAUCUGGCGCACAAAAGUUAUUAGGAGAUCGUUACAUUCCUGGAUUAGGUAAUGUCGCGUACAGUCUAGGCUUUAUCCUUGCACUCUUUCUUUGGGGCUAUGGUUUAUGGUACCUGGUUGUGGCUAUUUUCUCUGUCGGUAUUACAGUCAAACACAAGAUCCCAUUCAACAUGGGUUGGUGGGGACUCACUUUCCCGUUGGGCGUCUAUACAGCAGCAACAUUGGCUAUUGGCAAGGUACUCGAUUCCAUGUUUUUCAAUGUCCUAGCUGCUAUCUUUACUUGCUGUCUAGUCACGCUUUGGUUAGUAGUUACGAUCAAGACGAUUGUUGGAGCAAUCACUGGUAAACUGUUUUAUGCUCCAUGCCUUUCAUUAGCACAGUGAUAUAUUGUAGAAAUAGAUUUAUUAAGAAAUAUAAUAUAGAAUGUAGUAAAAUAAUACAUAAAUAGUGUACAUUUUUUUAUAUCACAAUACUCUCCGUGUCAUCUAAGCUCCGUAACUUGUUCUGUUCUUCUUCGC